Molecule: messenger RNA, 648 nt
Organism: Malania oleifera
Lineage: Eukaryota; Viridiplantae; Streptophyta; Magnoliopsida; Santalales; Ximeniaceae
Product: cytokinin riboside 5'-monophosphate phosphoribohydrolase LOG7
Exons: 7
Coding region: 1-648 (215 amino acids)
Biological process (GO): cytokinin biosynthetic process
Cellular component (GO): nucleus; cytosol
Molecular function (GO): hydrolase activity, hydrolyzing N-glycosyl compounds
Source: RefSeq, a predicted model, not a curated record
AUGGAGGAAACAAGGUCCAGGUUCACAAGGAUUUGUGUGUUCUGCGGGAGCAGCUCAGGCAAGAAAGCUUCUUAUCAAGAAGCCGCCGUUGAGUUAGGGAAGGAACUGGUGGAGCGAAGGAUUGAUUUGGUGUAUGGAGGUGGGAGCGUGGGACUGAUGGGUCUUGUUUCUCAGGCUGUUCAUGAUGGCGGGCGCCAUGUUCUAGGAGUUAUUCCAAGGACCCUAAUGCCCAGAGAGUUAACUGGGGAGACCGUUGGCGAAGUGAGAGCUGUAUCAGAUAUGCAUCAAAGGAAAGCCGAGAUGGCCCGUCAAGCAGAUGCCUUCAUUGCCCUGCCUGGUGGGUAUGGUACUCUUGAAGAACUGCUUGAAGUCAUCACAUGGGCGCAACUUGGAAUCCAUAAAAAACCAGUCGGUCUUCUGAAUGUAGAUGGGUACUACAAUUCGUUAUUGUCUUUCAUUGAUAAGGCCGUUGAUGAAGGCUUUGUUUCACCAACUGCUCGUCGCAUAAUUGUGUCUGCCCCGACAGCUAAGGAACUAGUUAGAGGACUUGAGGAUUAUGUUCCAGAGUAUGACGAAGUAACAUCCAAGCUAGUUUGGGAGGAGGUGGAGAGACUGAGCUAUGUGCCUGAAUCUGGAGUGGCCACAUGA